Fusarium redolens is the source of this 2137-nucleotide messenger RNA. RefSeq names its product cytochrome P450. The record is from RefSeq and is a predicted model, not a curated record. Gene Ontology annotation, molecular function: iron ion binding; oxidoreductase activity, acting on paired donors, with incorporation or reduction of molecular oxygen; monooxygenase activity. The transcript has 7 exons. Lineage: Eukaryota; Fungi; Ascomycota; Sordariomycetes; Hypocreales; Nectriaceae. Bases 63 to 1649 code for a protein of 528 amino acids.
CUUACCUUUCCUGCUGCUGGUUCCUUUGUGCCCUUGUCACCGUUUGUUGAAGUAUCGCGGCCAUGUUUGAGAUAUCAACCUUCUUUUUGGGGUUUGCCCUUGGAUUUCUCCUUUAUAUAUGUGUUGGAGUGAUUCGCGAUGACUCAAAGAGACACCCUCUUCCUCCGGGGCCGAAGGGCCUUCCUUUGGUAGGAAACCUGAACGAUCUUCCGCCGCCGGGCGUGUUUGAAGCGCAUCACUGGCUGAAGUUCAAGGACAGUUACGGUCCCAUCAGCUCUAUCACUGUGAUGGGACAGGCAAUCAUCAUCAUAAACAGCUGGAGACUGGCAUCACAGCUGCUUGACAAAAGAUCAGCAAAGCAUUCUUCCAGGCCCAAAAUUAUGAUGGUGGGUGAAAUGGUUGGCUGGGAGAAUUCACUUGGAUUCUCACCAUACAACGAUCGCUUCAGAACGCAUCGGAAGAACAUGGCUCGUAUAAUCGGAUCCAAAAGAGCCGCUGCCAAGUACGAUCAAUUGCAAGAAGCCGAGGUUGCUCAUUUUUUAUUGCAUGUCUUGGAUGAUCCACAGAGGUUCAUGGAUCAUAUAAGGAAGGAAGCGGGCUCAGUGAUCUUGAAGAUCGCUUACGGAUAUACAGCUGAGCCGUUCAAGGAAGACAUUCUUAUCAAAAUGGCGGGCCAGGCCAUGGAUGAUGUAACAGCCGCUGGUGUGCCGGGUGCAUUUCUAGUUGAUAUCCUGCCUCUUUUACGAUACGUACCAGCCUGGGUUCCAGGCGCGAACUUCAAGAGACUUGCCAAGAAAUGGUCUUCAGAGCUGAACGAUCUUACUGAAAAGCCUUAUGCUUUUGUCAAGCACCAACAUGCCUCGGGGAAGCAGGAUAACUCAUUUGUCUCACGACUUCUCGAAGCGGGCGAUUCGACUGAGGAAGCGAGGUUUACGACUAAGUGGUCUGCUUUGUCACUUUACGCUGCGGGGGCUGACACGACUGUAUCUUCCAUCUCUCUAUUCUUUCUAGCGAUGCUAUUAUAUCCCGAUGUCCAACAGAAAGCUCAGGAGGAGAUCGAUCGUGUGGUUGGCAACGAGAGGCUGCCAAAUUGUUCAGAUCGAUCAAGCCUACCUUAUAUCGACGCCAUGGUCAAAGAGAUUCUUCGUUGGCACCCAGUUGCUCCCAUGGGCCUACCUCAUACGAGCACCGUUGAUGAUGUGUUUGAAGGAUACUUUAUCCCCAAAGACGCCCUGAUCAUGCCAAAUAUCUGGUACUUUGCCCAUGACCCUGAGGUCCACCACGAACCAAUGAGCUUCAACCCGGAGCGGUUCUUGUCAACCGAUGGAAGUCAGCCUGAACAAGAUCCGCACACGUACACAUUCGGCUUCGGGCGCCGCGUAUGCCCGGGGCGUGUCUUGGCUGACAAUGCAUUAUUCCUCAGCAUCGCACAGUCUCUCGCUGUAUUGCACAUCAGAAAGGACAAAAAUGGUGCCCAACCUGAACUCCUAUUCACACCUGGGAUGGUCAGCCACCCCGAGCCGUUCAAAGCUGUUAUUACGCCAAGAUCUCCACACCACGAGAAGUUAAUCCGGUCAUUGGAGCACAAGUUUCCCUGGGAACAGAGCGACGGACAUAUCAUAGAAAACAUGCAGCGCCAAGUAUCGUGAGCCCCGAAACAGCUGUCAUUACAAGGAUCCAAGUCGAUCAGAGACCAUGUAAAAUCUCGGUGUUACUAAACUUGGCAUAAGCAAUCUACAGUAUGCUUAAAGUUUGCCACUAAUUCCCCUCAGCUCCAAGACCACUUGGUGCCCAAGGCUCGCCCCGGAUGCAUCACCCGUGAGAUUCGCGCCCGGGACGAUCAUAGAAACGAACGAUACUGAAUGGGGAAAGCGAUAUCGUCCCUUGCAGAUGUGCUACACAUGAGCUGUCAGGCAGGUGAUUUGAUUGACGCGGAUUUCGUAUAUUGUGGCUCUAAUUUGAGGCGGAGGGCAAUAGCUCACGGAUGGAGAUUGUUAGGCUGUUUGUUGCUUUGACUGUAACAGGGGGCGGGGCUGAGCUGAACUGGUCUGGUUUGGUCUGCGGGCUUAGGCACUGAGAAAGCGGCGCUGAAAUCUGACAAGUUGUCCUAACGUAAAAGUUUAAAUUUUCAUUGUGU